Molecule: messenger RNA, 1443 nt
Organism: Hirsutella rhossiliensis
Lineage: Eukaryota; Fungi; Ascomycota; Sordariomycetes; Hypocreales; Ophiocordycipitaceae
Product: cytochrome p450 domain-containing protein
Exons: 5
Coding region: 1-1443 (480 amino acids)
Molecular function (GO): iron ion binding; heme binding; monooxygenase activity
Source: RefSeq, a predicted model, not a curated record
AUGGGUUGGCUGUAUGAGUUCUGGUUCGAGCUGAUCAAGGAUGGACAAUAUCUUUGGGAAAUUGAGAAAAUGCAUGACAAGUACGGCCCAAUCGUUCGCGUCAAUGCGAGAGAGCUACAUAUACGCGAUUCACAAUUUUACAGCACCAUCUACACUGCAGGUGGUCGAAAAGUUGACAAGGAUGCUGCAACUGUCAGGGCCUUUGGAGUUCCGUCGUCCGUCAUUGCAACCGUUGAUCACAAUCAUCACCGGGCACGCCUCGGCUACAUCAGCGCCUAUUUCUCUAGGCGCUCAGUCAUUAGUAUGGAGACAAUGAUGCACGAGCGUAUUGGCAAGCUAUGCCAUCGUCUUCAAACUUGCAUCAAAACCGGAGAGGUGGUUACCCUUGACUCGGCCUUUUCUGCCCUGACGGCCGAUAUUAUCACCCAACGUUUCUAUGGCGAGCACCUUAACUACCUCAAUAUCCCGGACUAUAAGAUGGCGGUGACUGAGGCUGCCCUCGGUGUGACGCUCGCCUUUCAUCUUGGCCGACUUAUUCCCGGCCUGGUGUCUGCCCUCAAGAAGAUGCCGAUAUGGCUCCUGCAGAUAAUCUUCCCACCUGUUGCAGACCUGCUAGUUUUGCAGCAGUCGCUCAAGCAUAAUAUCCUUUCCUCCUUAGAUGAUGACGCGCGCAAGAAAGAUUCCAAGUCGAUCAUUAUACAGGCGCUCAACGAUCCCAACAUUCCCCUUCCAGAGAGAGAGAUUGAUCGUUUGAUAGAUGAGAGCACCGCUUUUAUCCUCGCCGGGACCGAAACAACGUCGAGAGCGCUUAGUGUCGGAAUGCUACACCUCCUAACCGAUAAGACUCAUCUAAAGAAGCUGCGUGUGGAACUGAGUGCCUUGGCAUCCAAGCCAGACAACGACUACUCCAUGUCACAACUCGAAGCCCUUCCGUACCUGACGGGCGUUGUCCACGAGAGUAUGCGCCUGGCCUUCGGUCCUGUGAGCCGUCUCCCACGAGUGGCUACCCAUGAAUCGCUGCAUUACGGCGGCUUUACGAUUCCACCGGGAACGCCCGUCAGCCAGUCAACAUAUUUUGUACAUACUGAUCCCACAAUUUACCCCCACCCCCAUUGCUUCGAUCCCGAUCGAUGGACAAGAGCAGCACAAGACAGGUUCCCGCUAAAUAAGUUUCUUGUCAACUUUACCAAAGGCAGCAGGCAGUGCCUCGGUGUUCAGAUGGCAUUCACAGAACUUUACAUAACAAUCGCAAGACUUGUCGGCAACUUUGACAUGGAUCUUCACGAGACGACAAUAGAGGAUGUAAAGCUUCAUCGAGCCCACCUUUUCGGCUACCCGAAGAAGGCUGCAAAUACUGCAAAUGUGCGAGGCGAAAUUAUGGUCAAGGUGACGGGAAGAGCCAACGAGGGACGCAUUGGAGCAGUUCUCAAGGCCGAGACCUAA